Molecule: messenger RNA, 2262 nt
Organism: Thermothielavioides terrestris NRRL 8126
Lineage: Eukaryota; Fungi; Ascomycota; Sordariomycetes; Sordariales; Chaetomiaceae
Exons: 3
Coding region: 136-1959 (607 amino acids)
Biological process (GO): transmembrane transport
Molecular function (GO): transmembrane transporter activity
Source: RefSeq, a predicted model, not a curated record
UAUCAAGUGGUGGCGGUUACCCAGGUCACUCGACCCGAGGUUUUCUCAGCCCCUGUCCAUCCAUCCCUUGAUUCGCUCCAUCCAAGAGCUCACGGUCCCAUAACAACAUCCGCCGCCCAAGAACGUUCAGUCACCAUGGACCACAAGCCCCGGCCCUCGAGCCAACACCACCUCGACUCCGAAGUGCCGACGCUCGCCCCCAGCCAGACCAGCCUCUCGGACGACGGCAAGAUAUCGGCCCGGGGGGAGCAAACCGACCUCGACAUCGGCUCGACCAGCGCCGUCGACGCGCCCGCAUUCGACGAGAAGCGCAUCGAGGAGACGCACGAUGAGAGGAACAACGCGCUGGACCGCCAGGCCACAGCCGCCUCCAAGACGGGAGCCGGCCUGGAGCAGGCGCCAACGCGGGAGGACGGCACCGAGUACCCGAAGGGCGUGAAGCUCGCCAUGAUCGUGCUGGCUCUCUGUCUAAGCGUGUUUACCAUGGCGCUGGACAACUCCAUCAUCGCCACCGCCAUCCCCAAGAUCACCGACCAGUUCCACAGCCUGCCCGACGUAGGCUGGUAUGCCAGCGCGUACAUGCUCACGACGGCGGCGCUGCAACUCCUCUUCGGCCGCUUCUACACCUUCUUCUCGAUCAAAUGGGUCUUCCUGCUGGCCAUCUUCCUCUUCGAGGUCGGCUCGCUGAUCUGCGGCGUGGCGCAGAACAGCGUGACGCUCAUCGUGGGGCGGGCCGUGGCCGGCAUGGGCGCGGCCGGCAUCUUCUCGGGCGCGCUCACCAUCCUGGCCUACUCGGUCCCGCUCGCCAAGCGGCCGAUCUACACGGGCGCCAUCGGCAGCAUGUACGGCCUGGCCAGCAUCUCGGGCCCGCUCAUGGGCGGCGCCUUCACCGACCACGUCACCUGGCGCUGGUGCUUCUUCAUCAACCUGCCCGUCGGCGGCGUCACCAUGCUGGUCAUCGCCAUCUUCUUCCCGGACCCCAAGCGCGACACCACCGUCGGCGGCGGCGACACGCUGCGCCAGCGCAUCAUGCGCUUCGACCCCUUCGGCACCGUCGUCUUCAUGCCCGCCAUCAUCUCGCUGCUGCUGGCGCUGCAGUGGGGCGGCACCGAGUACGCGUGGAACAGCUGGCGCAUCAUCCUGCUCUUCUGCUUCUUCGGCGUGCUCAUCCUCGUCUUCGUCGCCAUCCAGAUCCGCCAGGGCGACCGCGCGACCGUGCCGCCGCGCAUCAUGCGCAAGCGCUCCGUCUGGUCCGCCGGCUUCUUCAUCCUGUGCCUCGCCGCCGCCUUCCUCGGCUCGGUCUACUACCUGCCCAUCUGGUUCCAGUCGGUCAAGGACGCCAGCGCGGUCGGGUCGGGCCUGAUGAACCUGCCCAUGCUGGUCGCGGUCGUGCUGGCGUCCGUGGUCGCCGGCGGCGCCGUCUCGACGUGGGGGUACUACACGCCCUUCAUGAUCGCGGGCAGCGUGGUGGCCUCGAUCGGGUUCGGGCUGAUCACCAUGUUCCGGCCGGACACGAGCGAGGGGGUGUGGAUCGGGUACCAGAUCGUGAUCGGCGUCGGCAUCGGCAUCAGCUUCCAGCAGCCGCUGAUGGCGGUGCAGACGGUGCUCGACAUCGCCGACGUCGCGACCGGCACGUCCGUCAUCGUCUUCCUGCAGACCCUCGGCGGCGCCCUCUUCGUCUCCGUCUCGCAGAACGUCUUCACCAACAAGCUGGUCCACUACGUCGCCGAGUACCUGCCGCAGAUCCCGGACCCGUCCUUCAUCCUCGGCGUCGGCGCCACCGGCGUCCGCGACGCCGUCGCCCCGGCCCUGGUCCCCGCGCUCAAGCAGGCCUACAACGACGCGCUGACGCAGACCUUCAUCGUCUUCACGGCCCUGUCGGCCGUCAGCCUCCUCGGUGCCCUCGUCGUCGAGUGGAAGAGCGUCAAGGGCAAGCCGGUCGAGAUCGGCAUGGCUUGAUUCUGACGCCGCGGGGGGGUUGUUGUCUUGGUAGCUGUUCGUGGUCUGUACGAGAUACCCAUCGUGUUUUUCUUUUGCAUCAUCAGGGUCAUGGCAUCAAGAGGCGGGCUCUUAUUAGACGGCGUUUGAGAGGGCUGAGCAUAGAAGGGGUAAACGUGGCUGGCGGGCAGCAUACAAACGUUGCUAGAAGGGGCUCUCACAUCUUUAGUGUAAUACUCGGGUGGCGGUUGGUUCCCAAUACAAUCUCAACUUCACAUUGGCAGCCAAGUGGGCAUGUGGUUCGUUGUCGAUCGCUUUUGUUGA